AAAGGAAUGAUGGGAAAAGUACUGUAUGUGUGAAUCUAUCAGUCUCAUCAGCCUCGCUUUAUCACUACACAAGCACAAUUACAGUUUACAAUUAAAUAUAAAUUAGAAAUGGCGGGAAGCGCUGGAGAAUGGUGUCUUAUGGAAAGUGACCCGGGAGUUUUUACAGAGCUGAUCAAAGGAUUUGGGUGUAAAGGCGCACAGGUUGAGGAGAUAUGGAGCAUGGAACCAGAGAACUUUGAAAAUCUCAAGCCUGUUCAUGGUCUGAUUUUCCUCUUCAAGUGGCAACCUGGCGAGGAGCCAGCAGGGUCAAUAGUUCAAGACUCAAGGCUGGAUCAGAUUUUCUUUGCCAAGCAGGUUAUCAAUAAUGCCUGUGCGACCCAAGCAAUCGUCAGCGUGUUGUUAAACUGCACACAUUCUGAUAUGCAUCUUGGGGAAACGCUGACAGAAUUUAAAGAGUUUUCACACAGUUUCGAUGCUGCAAUGAAGGGUCUUGCUCUCAGUAACUCUGAAGUGAUUCGACAAGUUCACAACAGCUUUGCCAGACAGCAGAUGUUUGAGUUUGACGCCAAGUCAUCGUCUAAAGAAGAAGAUGCUUUUCACUUUGUGAGCUAUGUUCCUGUUGAUGGCAGACUGUAUGAGUUGGAUGGGCUUCGUGAAGGACCUAUUGAUCUAGGUGCAUGUAACCAAGAUGAUUGGAUCAGUGUUGUACAGCCAGUCAUUGAGAAAAGGAUACAGAAAUACAGUGAGGGAGAGAUUCGUUUCAACUUGAUGGCUAUUGUAUCGGACCGCAAGAUCAUUUAUGAAAAUAAGAUUGUUGAACUUCAGGCCCAGCUCACAGAAGAAGAGCCAAUGGACACAGACCAGAGUGGAAAUCAUCUUAGCUCCAUCCAAUCAGAAAUCGCCAAGUAUCAGCUCCUUAUUGAAGAAGAGAACCAAAAGCUUAAAAGAUACAAAAUUGAAAACAUCAGAAGGAAGCACAACUACUUGCCCUUUAUUAUGGAGUUACUGAAGACAUUGGCUGAAUAUCAGCAGCUGAUACCUUUGGUUGAAAAGGCAAAGGAAAAACAAAGUGCUAAAAAAGUACAAGAAGCGAAGUAACAACAUUGUUUUGACCCUGUUUAAUUUUUGCCACGGAAUCACUUGAUGUGCACUUGUCAUCCUGUAUCUCAUAGAAGGAGCAUCUGGAAGUGAAGCCAAGCUCUAUGCUUGCUGUCAUUUCAUUCACGUCUGUGUAUGCAUGCAAAGAGAUGUUUAAAUAAUGUCUUAUUUUCAUAUAAAUUUCAUUUGUAUACAGUACUAGUGUGGUUUCAUGUUUUUCUUAUGAGCACACAGUAGCAGGACAAAUGAUUAGUAAAUGCAAAUAUAAAUUAAAAGCACUGGUCUGUUAUUAUUUAUUUUUAAUUUAAGGCUCUAAUCUUUUAUCAAGGUUCAUAUGGUCAUGGAAAACCUGUUAAGGUCUAGGCCUGAAAAAGUCAUGGAAAUUAAUAAAAACUAAUUUGUUUUGGUCAUUUUUGAGCAGGAACACCACACGUGUGACUUUGUGCCAUUGUUUUUACAAAAUAAAAAAAUUUAAAAACAAACUUCUUAGUUAAACAUUAAAUCACACAAGUGCAAUAAAUAGUACAGAAUGUUUUCAUAUUUUAUUUAAUAUUGCCCAAAUUGUCCACAAAUAAUACUUUUUUCACUCAAAACAGAAGUACAUAAGCUCAGGUCAGUGAGGCCUACAAUCAGUAAGUUACAAAAAGAAAUGCAAAACCUGUGCAAAUUGAAAGAAAGCAAGUUGGCAAAAAGAUCUAAUCCAAUAUCCGGUGAUAAUA
Messenger RNA from Xyrauchen texanus (razorback sucker), 1817 nucleotides. RefSeq names its product ubiquitin carboxyl-terminal hydrolase isozyme L5. Bases 109 to 1098 code for a protein of 329 amino acids. NCBI's taxonomy places the organism in Eukaryota, Metazoa, Chordata, Actinopteri, Cypriniformes, Catostomidae. Gene Ontology annotation, molecular function: proteasome binding; cysteine-type deubiquitinase activity. Gene Ontology annotation, cellular component: cytoplasm; Ino80 complex. Gene Ontology annotation, biological process: protein deubiquitination; ubiquitin-dependent protein catabolic process. The transcript has 11 exons. The record is from RefSeq and is a predicted model, not a curated record.